Asterias rubens (European starfish) is the source of this 3814-nucleotide messenger RNA. RefSeq names its product dual specificity protein phosphatase CDC14AB-like. The transcript has 18 exons. NCBI's taxonomy places the organism in Eukaryota, Metazoa, Echinodermata, Asteroidea, Forcipulatida, Asteriidae. Gene Ontology annotation, biological process: regulation of exit from mitosis; microtubule cytoskeleton organization; protein dephosphorylation. Gene Ontology annotation, molecular function: protein serine/threonine phosphatase activity; protein tyrosine/serine/threonine phosphatase activity. Gene Ontology annotation, cellular component: centrosome; nucleolus; mitotic spindle. Bases 790 to 2490 code for a protein of 566 amino acids. The record is from RefSeq and is a predicted model, not a curated record.
UCAAACAUGGCCGUUCUUGUGGAGCUGAACAUUUCGUGAUGUAAAUAGACCCACAAAACAUGUCAAUAGCUCACUAAUUCGCCUUCAUUUUCACAUCACCGCUGCAUGUGUGGAUUGCUGCUUGUUUUCCCCGUUGGUCAGAAGUGGUGUCAUCGAAUUUGCCUCGAAUUUGGCGGCCUGUGAGGAAGAUUACCGUCGUCGAAAUUUGGUGGGAGUUGCACGACGUACGAGUGCUGUGUUAUCUUUUUUAAAGUUGCCCACUCGUUUUGAAUUUGAUUUUGAUGCUGAGUUCACGUCAAAAUGACUUGACAAGUGUUCACAUGCGCUAAACCCGUUAACAAAAUUGGAACGACUUCAGCAGUUUUAUAAACGGAAUCCCCUUGUGGUUGACCUUAUAUUUGAAAACAACUUGGAACGGAAUCGGCUGUAGACUGCUAGAUUUCUAAACCUCAGAAACCUCGAAGUUUAUUUCGGACUUCGAUUUUUGCUGACUGCUAUUUUCAUUCAAAGUUUACAUCGAUCAUGUCUGUGGAACUUGGAAGUACAAUUGAUUGGUCAUGACUGCAAUAUUAAGAAGUUUAAGAACUACAUGUAAAUAUAAUUUUUAUAUAAUAAGACUGACAUUUUCAACCACAUGACCAGCGUGGUGCACUGCUGCUACUGCUAGUCCUUGCUGUUUUUAAACUUUUGUGCUGUGUUUGGAUAUCUUCAAGUUCAAACGAACGACGUUCUGUGUGUGACUCGUCGUGUACAUUUGAACAGAAGCUACAGAUACUUUUUUAGAAGAAAAUGAUGAAUAUUUUGUCGUCUAUGAUGGCGGAGGAAAACGAACUGUUGAGUGCUUCUGAAAUAAUUAAAGACCGGUUUUAUUUUGCAACACUUCGGACAAAACCUCGGAGCACAAUAAACACCCAUUAUUUUAAUGUUGGGGAAGAACUUGUGUAUGAAAACUUCUAUGCAGACUUUGGGCCAUUGAAUCUAGGACAACUGUACAGAUACUGUUGCAAAGUCAACAAAAAAUUAAAGUCCUUCUCGUUAGCCAAGAAGAAAAUUGUCCACUACACAACCUUUGAUGCUAAGAAACGUGCCAAUGCUGCAUAUCUCGUUGGAGCCUACUCGGUGAUAUAUUUGAAGAAAACACCAGAGGAGGCAUAUCGGCCACUCGUUUGCGGAACAAACCCUCCAUAUCUUGCAUUUAGGGAUGCUUCAUACGGUGCUUGCACGUACAACCUUACUCUCCUUGACUGCCUGAAAGCCACAGAUAAAGCAAUAAUUCACAACUUCCUCAACUUUGAAACCUUCGACGUGGAAGAGUACGAGCACUAUGAGAGAGUGGAAAACGGUGACUUCAACUGGAUCCUACCUGGAAAGUUCCUUGCCUUUAGCGGGCCUCAUCCCAAGAGCAAGAUAGAAAAUGGAUAUCCAUUACAUGCCCCCGAGGCGUACUUCCCGUACUUCCGGAAGAACAACAUCACGACGAUAGUCCGGCUCAACAAGAAGAUCUACGAUGCCAGGCGAUUCACAGAUGCUGGAUUCGAUCACUACGAUCUGUUCUUUAUUGACGGCAGCACACCCAGUGACGCAAUCGUUCAGCAGUUCCUCACGAUAGCGGAGAAUGCUGAGGGCGGUCUUGCUGUGCAUUGUAAAGCUGGCCUUGGAAGGACAGGUACCCUAAUAGGAUGUUACAUGAUGAAGCACUAUCGUAUGACAGCAGCUGAGUGUAUAGCCUGGUUACGGAUAACCAGACCAGGAUCCGUCAUCGGACCCCAGCAACACUUCAUGGAGGAGAAGCAAGCCAGUAUGUGGGUUCAAGGAGAUAUAUCCCGAUCCAAGACCAGGAAGGGUCAGAUGAACUACAAGCAAGGGGUGUCACACAUCCUCAGGGCUGUGGAUGACAUAUCAAUCACAGACAACGACCACUCAUAUGAGGAGCGAAAUGAUGAGAGUUACUCCCUGCGAUCCAAGACGCACACCUCCGGUGCGCUGACACAAGGAGACAAACUGCGACAGCUGAAAGUGUCCAGAAAAGUCCGGUCGGCUACAACAGGAGCGUUGAAGAUGGAUGAUGCUAAGAUUCAUACAAGAUCGACAACCCAACCUCACAGCAAUCAAGCUCUUCGUAAUUUCUUGAGGACAAAAGCAACGGGCAAAAAGAUCACGUCUUCAACCUCAAGUCCAGUAGCAAGCUCCCCAUUGAAGAGCACCAAGGUAGCAUCAGCCGCUAGCCAUAGUGCAGCACCAAGAAGAAGCACGAGACAUUCCGCUGCUACCAGCUCACCCCUCAAAAGCACGACUAGGAUUAACAAAGAGUAUAGCACAGGGCAUAACACGGGUGACUACUCGUUGCCAACUUCACUGAAAUACCACCCACGAACUACACCAAUGAUUCAACAGUUGUAUGCAGAACAUGAUAAAAUGUACAGGUUCGAUGACAGUAGGCGCCGUACCGGUCAACGUAUGCAUUCUACUAGGUCAUCUUUACCCCACUAGCACCUACUCAACUGACGUCAACUGACCUCUGAAGACUCCCAUGACAUUCAUCCAAAGUAACAUCCCACAGCAGAUCUAGAGUGAGACAAGUUGGUGUCAAAGCAGCAAGUUGGUUGAUGAGAGUGACGAAGGUUGAUGAUUUGAAAUAGGAUGCCAAGGAGUAUUUAGUAAGGUCAUAUGGUCGAAGGUCAUACCUUGAAGGUCCCCUCUAGGGUCAUCCCUGUAAGGUCGUCCCUGUUGGGUAAUUCCUUAUAGGGUCAUACUCUGUAGGGCCAUACCUUGUAGGGUCGUCCCUGUUGGGUCAUCCCUGUAAGAUCAUUGACUGAAGGGUCAUACCCUGUAGGGUAACAAACUCUAAGGUUAAUGCUGUUUUGGGUCAUCCCUGUAGGGUCAUACCCUGUAGGGUCAUACCCUCAAAAGUCAGUAAGCAACAAUGUGGAUUUGACAGACGACUUUAUCAAUGUACACUCUUGUUUUGACAAGUCUUUGAUAAGUAAACAUGACCUUUUGAUAUGACCUCUCUAGCUGAAUGACCUCAUUUCAAUGCAGUGGGAUGAUAUGACAUGGAAAGUCAGUGAGGAGUCUGGUAAAGAAAAACCUUUGCCGACAUAAUCUCAGGAUGAUUUAGGGAAGACUUGAGGCUCAUCAACAAACCACACAUAAAUAAUAAAAAAGUGAUUCUGAAAUCUUAACGCAGUAGACAAGUUUGCACAUUGUAUUCAAGUCAGACCAAAUGAAUUAAUGGCAUCUUUUUUUAAAAAUAGGUUGGAAACAGACGGCGAGUUAAGGAUCUGUUUUUAUUUUACAAAUAAUUAGAGUUUGAUGUUUGAUAAAACAAUAAUAAAAUAAAUUAGUAUUUGAUGUCUUAUUUUAAUCUUUUUUUAAAAGUGGGAUUAACUGCAAGCAGGAUAGUUGAUUUUGUCAAUUUGAAUUUUUGAAGUCCAUAAAAUAGCUUUAGUUUAAAACUGUCAAUUUUAACAUGACAACAUUUAACCAUGUGAUAAACAUAUAUAAGCUUCUUUGAAAACUAAAGCUGUAUUUUUUCAAAUAGUGUGUCACAUAGUUGUAGAUAUUGGACUCUUUUUUGGAGAAACUUUUUCUAUGUUUCUUUUUGUUUAAUAGCACAAGUGACAAAGUCUUUACUUUAUUAAAAAAAAACAAUAAUAACUUUGAUAUUCAAUCACUGUACUUUUCUAUUUUUAUGAAUGCAUUUAUCCCUUGAUAAUGAAGAUUGAAUAUUUUCUUAGCAAUAUAUUUACUGGUAUGAAAGCUCGGUUAGAUAACAGUUUGUUUUGUUGUUUUUUAGUUGUUGUUUUUUUGUGGG